This is a messenger RNA of Caenorhabditis angaria, 2328 nucleotides long. The record is from the annotation of a GenBank genome assembly. NCBI's taxonomy places the organism in Eukaryota, Metazoa, Nematoda, Chromadorea, Rhabditida, Rhabditidae.
AUGACACCGUCUCCUGCAAAUCACGACAAAGAUUUGCCAACUCUUGGAGAGUUGUCAGAAAUUUCGAUUGCCGAUUAUGACGUGAGUCUUGUUUUUCUUCUGUUUUUUUUUGUUCUCCGAAUAUUUUUCAUUAAAAUCAAUAACAUUUUCAGGAAAAGAAACACGAAAUUAAACCAAAAUCGUAUUCGCUGCCAGAAAGACGAAAAACUGAAGCAACACAGAGUCGAAAAUCAAGACUUGGAACAUUCAAAAAAUCUGUAAAGCGACAAAUUUCUGGGAGUUUGAGAAGGUAAAUUUUUUUAUUAUACGAAUUUUAAUUCAAAUUCAAUAUGUUUUUUCUAGUAUUGGAGCAUAUGCUGGAAGAAUUGCAAAACCUGCAAAUGCUUAUAUUCGAUGGAAUUUAUUAUUCACAUUUCUCAUUUUCCUUUUUAUUUCUUCGGCUAUUUGGAUUCCAGUUAUCCCAGCUCUCAAUGAUUUCGCUUUAGAAAUUGUUGUAAUUAUUUCGAUAAUCUUGCAUAUUUUAUGGAUAAUUGCAAUUUUGAACGCUUUGAGAUAUACUUGGAGACUUCGACGAUUCGCGAAACACGAAAUUCGACUAGACAAUGUGAAAAAUGAGACUGGACUUUUGGUCAAACAUCUUGUUGGACUUUGUGUUUAUAAAGAGCCAUUGGAACUUCUUAUGGAUACGAUUGAUAGUAUUGUAACUCAACCAAAUGCUAGAAAUAAGAUUACGGUAUUAGUUGGAAUGGAAGGUGGAACUCCAGAUAAAGAUGAAAAGAAACGACUACUUCAUGAGAAAUAUGAUUUGAAAUUCGAAAAGUUUAUUGUAACCUUCCACCCAAGAGGCUUGCCAGGAGAUAUUCCCGGAAAAUGUUCGAAUUUCAAUUAUGCUGCUCGAACAGCUGUUAAAAUCUUGAGAGCUGACAAAAAUUACCCAUUGGAAGAAUAUGAUAACAAUGUCGAGCUUUUGGUAACCACCGGUGAUUGUGACAGUGUUUUUGGUGAUCGUUAUUUCGACGCUUUGGAAGAAGAUUACUGGAAGAUUUCUGAAAAACAGAGAACUUACACUGUCUGGCAAUCACCACUUUUCUAUUGUAUCAAUUUGGAUCAAUCACCAUUCUUUGUAAGAGUUACUGGACUUCUUCGUGCAUUCUUUAUGAUGGGUUAUUUGAUUCCAUGGAAUAUCAAUACAAUGAGCAUCUUCUCAUUGACUUUGAAACUUUUUGAGGAUGGAGAAUAUACUCACCCAGGAUACCAGGUUUGUACAAGAAUUUACUUACUUGGGAAAAAAAAGUUGUAAACAAAUAUUUGUUUUUCUACUUUUUGAUCCCUAAUUCAGUGUACAAAAUUGACAAAAAAUGUUUUUCUUUUAUAGAUGGACGAUAUUAUUGCGCUUAUCCGUUGGUCAUUGGCUGUUCGUAAGAAGUGUGUGAUCCGAGCUAUCCCAGUUGCAACAUUAUCCGGACCAACUAGUGGAAAGAAUUAUAUUGAUGAAUGGUAUGAAUGGGCUCGACAAAUUAGACGCUGGACUAUUGGAGCAGCCGAAGUUUUCCAUUAUUUCGCCAUCAAAUUCUUCCGUCUCCCAGUUUCUGUUUCAUUUUCAUUCGCUGCCAAAUUUGUGUUCUACUACGGUUUUCUUCUUUGCAUCGCUUCAGUUUACUCAAUCAUCGCUCCGAUUGUUGUGAGUUUUAGUUUUUCUCUUGAUUUCAGAGCUCUUCUUUUUCAAAAUAACAUUUUUGCAGACCCCCGCAAUGUUGAACGCUGUUGACCAUGGUGUUCACGGCUUGGUGAUUCCAAACAACAAAUGUUUCAUGAUCAUUAUGUUCAGCUUUUUGGGAUUACAAUAUAUCUGGUUUUUCAUUGUGUUUUUGGUCAAUUAUUUGUGCCAGCCGGUGAGUAGUCGACCUAAAUUGAAAGAUAAGAUCUACCCACUUCUUCUUGGGUGGUCUCGUAUUUUUCAAAAAAAUAAAAAAAUAAGUGCAGAACAUGAUCUCAAGGAAAACAAAUCUGUGGAACCGCUUAUAUGAUUUGUUAUUUUUCAGGUGUUCCCCCGACAAACAAAAGACAAAACCGGAAUAAUUCGCAACAUUUUCCAUCUUUUGAUGACCUGGCCAACCUUGGUCAUGUACUGUUGUGUUGAAUUGGUUGCAUUUAUGGAGGUAAUUUAAAUAAUAAUUAUUAUUCAUAUUCAUAUUCAAAUCCCUAAUUCUCUUAUUAUUAUUUCAGGUCACAAUCCGCGGUAAAUCCGUGUGUUCGCAUAAUGCAUCUAAAAAGGAUAACCUUGUCGCACCAACGGUCAGUAAACAACCGGAUCGAAUGGAAGUUUGA